AUGGAAAUUAACACGCAGAACUCAAUAUUAAAUCAUUAUUUCAAAACAUCACAACCAACACGACAACAUCAAGAUGAUCUGAGAUGGAUAAAUAAAUUUAAUGAAAAUUUUGAAAAUAAGUUGAUAAAAAAGCACGAUAAGAAAAUAAAACUAUUAAAAGAAAAACAAGUGCAACCACAAUCAACAAAACCACAAACAACAAAACCGAUGAAUUCAAAAAUAACAUAUGAUACAUCAAAUGUUAUUAACAUAUCGAAGAUUCAUUUAAGUCAACAACAAUUAAAAGUAAUAUCAAAAGGAUUAAAAUUUGUUCCAACACCAACAUCAAUUAAUACAAUAACAACAGUGGUAAAUUGUGAAAAAUCCUUAUUUUCGACAUCAAAAUUAAUAAAAAGUGCAGCAAUAUCAGAAAUAUCAACAUUUAUUCAAAAAUGGAGAAAACCUACUAAAUUCAAUAUGAAUAAAGAGGAAGUAAAAUUAUUAAAAGAAAUAAAAACAAUUGAAGAUAUUGUUAUAGUUCAAGCUGAUAAAGGUGGCAAAAUAGUUGUUAUGAACAAAAACGAUUAUUUUAAUAAAAUUGAAGAAAAAUUAAAUGAUUUGAACGUUUAUGAACAAGUGAAAAAAGAUCCAACAACAAUAAUCAAAACAGAAAUCAACAAAAAGGUUACCAAGAUGUUAAAUCAAAACAAAAUUACAGAUCAAAAUAAAUAUUAUUUAACAUCAAUCGAUGAUCUUCCUAAAAUUCGUGGUCAACCUAAACUACAUAAAAUUGAUACUCCGAUGAGAAUUGUUACUUGUUCACGAGACACAAUAACAUCACCAAUCUCUCAAUUCAUAUUUAGAAUAAUUAAAGAAUUAAGAACAACUUUAAAUGGUGUGGUAUGUAAUACAUCAAAGUUUGUCAAAAUUAUUUCAGAUGUUAAAUUAAAUCAAGACGAACAUUUAGCAAGUCUUGAUAUUCAAGAUUUAUAUACAAACAUACCAGUUAGCAAAGCCAUCGAUAUUACAUUAAAACGACUUGAUGAAUCCAAGAAAUUGGAUAAUUUACCAUUUACCAAAACUGAUAUUAAAGAGCUGCUAAAUUUAGCCUUAAAGAACAGCUAUUUUCAAUUUAAUGGUAAAUUUUACAAACAAAAAACAGGUUUACCUAUGGGUAAUACAUUAUCACCAAUACUAGCCGACAUAUACAUGGAUGAAUAUCAAAAACAACAUUUACAUGAAGUAAACAUUCCAAAUAAAAUAUGGAGAUAUGUUGAUGAUAUUCUAAUCAUUACAAAAAUGAAUAAACCACAAUUGGAAAAAUAUGUAUAUGAUUUAAAUAAAAUAUGUGGAACAAUUAAAUUUACCUCAGAAUUUGAACAAAAUGAUCAAAUAAAUUAUCUUGAUACAAUGUUAACAAAAACAAUAAUAAAUAAUGAAAUAAUACUUAAAUCAUGGAAAAUCCAUCAAAAAUAA
This is a messenger RNA of Rotaria sordida, 1455 nucleotides long. Lineage: Eukaryota; Metazoa; Rotifera; Eurotatoria; Philodinida; Philodinidae. The record is from the annotation of a GenBank genome assembly.